UUUUUCUCUCAUUCGCGCCCCGCGUUCGUACGGAGUAGUCGUGCGCGGUUCGGUAAAGUUCAACACCUACCCUCGUUACAUCGACCUGUCAGUUUUAUUUUAAACACGAGAUAGAUGUGUGACAUUUAUAAAUAGUGGUUGCAUUGUACAAAUAAUGUUCGUAAUCUGCAAGUAAACAGUAGUGUAACACAGUCUGUAUUGGAUGUGGCUGUGCUAGAUGGAUCAAUGUAAACAGAAUAGUGAAUAUAACUCGCCGGGUAUCAAUAUGUCGCUGGAGCACCAAAUGCCGGUUCUUAUGAAAAAGACGCAGAUGAGCGGCGACCGCGCCGGCAGCGGGACGCAGUGUGGUCUGACGUCACUGCUGCCCAUGUCGUGCCGCGGGCGCGCCGCCGCCUUUGCGCGCGACCUGCACUCCCGCCUGCGCAACCUCGGCGCCGGACACGACGACAGCGAGAGCAGCUGGCUCGCGCGAGACACCGCCCCCACACACAGGCCCGCUAACUCCGCACAAAGGGACUUAGACACAUUCUAUGAUUUUGAACUAGAGUGCGAAAGCCCUUCCAGUCCUGUCGAAGAAUACGAUGCGGCGUUUCCGGAGCGAGCUGCUGCAGCAGACACGGUCCGGCCGUUCUGCGAUGUCGAUACCGAAACCGAGAUUAAAGAGCAGGCCAGGUUAAUGUUGAAACAUCCGGAUAAUAACAAAAAUGGUUUCAAAUUCUCCACUGCUUUCUACACGGACUACUCACCAGUGAAAUUACAACCGGUCCCGCGAGAAAACGGUCAUACAGACAAACCACUUUACUCUCCUAUAAGUUUUGAAGGUUGUGCGCGACAAAAUAGUUACGAUGAAAUCGAUUGUGCAGUUCGAUCUCCGGCUGUUGUAGAAUCUGAACGACUUAGCUCGCCACUGAAUCAUUCGACAAUACCGGAUAGCGAUUCUGAAUUUGAGUCUGCUAAAAGCGACCCAUCGGAGGCCAAUGAUGAGGUUACAUUAACAGAAAAGUCAUUGGAAAAUGAUGUGACGGAAGGUAUCGAAAAUUUGUCAAUUAUAGAUCUCGAUCUUGGCGAAGACGAAAUUCCUGUUGACAAUAUCGAUAUUAAAGUAACAGCUGCUACCGAUCUUGUCGAUUCGAGUCAAAUUAUUACCAGUGAAGCUUCUGAACAUAAUGAGAUGUCCCCUACUCCCGAAAUUGAUCCUAAGUUAUUAAGCACAGAGGAAAAAGAAGAAGAAGAGACCGAAGACGAUCGUCCUCAACGCGUUCGUAGGUGCUCAUCUCUAAAAACUGGCAAAACGCCGCCCGGCACGCCGGGACGAAAGAAGAUCGUUCGCUUCGCCGACGUAUUGGGACUCGAUUUAGCAGAUGUCAAAACGUUUAUGGAUGAAAUUCCAGUUAUUCCAAAAUCCGCCUACGAUGAUCUAACCGGCUGCGACAUGCUGAGUUCCUCGCCGCCCGCACGAGCGCCGCCCAGACUCGGCACUCUCACGUUAGUACCGCUAUUCCAAGUACCGCGUGACGUCACUGAGAAGCUAGAAAAGAUGCUCGUGUGCCUUGAGAGCGCUCGAGUUUGCGAAGGCGCUCACGUUACAGUCUGCGGUUCGGUGCGCGUAAGAAAUUUAGAUUUUCAUAAAACUGUUCAUAUUCGCUACACGAUGAAUCGAUGGAAAACUUACACCGAUCUCCAGGCGACUUACGUGCAGGGCUCCUGCGACGGAUAUUCGGACCGCUUUCAGUUCGUGCUAUAUGCACCGUGCAUAUCUUCGGGGCAGAGGUUGGAGUUGGCCGUUCGAUUCCAAUGCAAGGGGCAGCAGUUUUGGGACAAUAACAGCGGAGCUAACUACUGCUUCGACUGUUUCGGGCUGGGGGCGACCUCACCCGCGGCGCUGAUUCAGACGGCGCCCGCGGCGCUUCACCCCCCCUUGGACUGGCACCCAUCUUUUUACUGACGCUCUGAAAGAAGAUAUGAGGGAUUUUAGCCUUAGUGCAAGAGCGGUGAAGACGAGUGGACGAGCCCUCUAAGGAAGGAGUGUGUCUUGCUAAUCCGGCUGGUCCGGAACUACAGCGUAAGCUCGAACAGACCGUUGAUGUCUUAUUCCGUGGCAUGCUUUGUAUACAACGAUCAAUUACUAAGAGAAGCAAUACGUGGCGUCCUAAUAUUAUGAGGCUUGAAAUGUAAAGCGUUUUUUGUGAUAUAAUUUAGAGUAGGUGUAGAAUUUACAGAAUCGAGAGAUCAUCUCGUACGGAGUGCCAUUCGCAGUAACGACCUAUCUGAUUAUUAAAUUUCUUUAUGAUUUUGUAGUAUAGCGUAAACGAGAACAAUAUAAUACGAUAAAAUAAUUAUUAAAACGACCGAUGAAGUGAGCAAGUUGUUGAAUGUGAACUGUUUGUACAUAGUUAGAGAGGUAUAUUCUGAAUGAUAUUAUUAAUAUUUUAAUAAUUUUUACAAACUAUUAGCCGUAUUAAAUAAUUAG
This is a messenger RNA of Papilio machaon (common yellow swallowtail), 2470 nucleotides long. It is a transcript of the gene Gbs-76A, whose product is annotated as glycogen-binding subunit 76A. NCBI's taxonomy places the organism in Eukaryota, Metazoa, Arthropoda, Insecta, Lepidoptera, Papilionidae. Gene Ontology annotation, molecular function: glycogen binding; protein phosphatase 1 binding. Gene Ontology annotation, biological process: regulation of glycogen biosynthetic process. The record is from RefSeq and is a predicted model, not a curated record. Gene Ontology annotation, cellular component: protein phosphatase type 1 complex. The coding region runs from base 218 to 1945 and encodes 575 amino acids. The transcript has 2 exons.